Molecule: messenger RNA, 2524 nt
Organism: Papaver somniferum (opium poppy)
Lineage: Eukaryota; Viridiplantae; Streptophyta; Magnoliopsida; Ranunculales; Papaveraceae
Product: DNA polymerase eta
Exons: 16
Coding region: 146-2299 (717 amino acids)
Biological process (GO): response to radiation; error-prone translesion synthesis
Cellular component (GO): nucleus; site of double-strand break; replication fork
Molecular function (GO): damaged DNA binding; DNA-directed DNA polymerase activity
Source: RefSeq, a predicted model, not a curated record
GGGAGAGACGGGCACAUCCUUGUUUUUGGAGGGAAACAUAGAUGAUCAGCUAACGUCGCGGAGAUUUUUAUUUGAUUUUUAAUUUGUUAAAGAAGUAGUAGUAGUGAUAUAAAUCUUCAGAGAGAGAGAGAGUGAGAGAGAGAAGAUGCCUGUCGCUCGACCAGAACCGAGUGAUGCUCGCAUCAUAGCUCACGUUGAUAUGGAUUGUUUUUAUGUUCAAGUUGAACAAAGAAAUCGGCCAGAAUUGAAGGGCUUACCAACUGCUGUGGUACAGUAUAACUCUUGGAAAGGAGGAGGGCUUAUUGCUGUUAGUUACGAAGCUCGUAAAUACGGUGUCAAACGUUCAAUGCGAGGAGACGAGGCUAAAGAAGUAUGCUCACAGAUCAAUUUGGUUCAGGUCCCAGUUGCCCGUGGUAAAGCUGACUUGAAUAUAUAUCGAAAUGCAGGUUCAGAGGUGGUCUCAAUCCUAGCAAAGAGAGGUCGAUGUGAGAGGGCAUCGAUCGAUGAAGUAUAUUUGGACCUUACUGAUGCAGCAGAAACAAUGCUAUCGGAAAGCCCUCCAGAGGAUUUGGAGGCAAUAGAUGAAGAGGCUCUCAAAUCACAUGUAUUAGGGCUAAGUGAGAAUAAAAAUGACAAACAGGAAGAUGUGAGGAAAUGGCUCUGUAGGAAUGAUGCUGACCAUCGGGAUAGGUUGUUAGCUUGUGGAGCUAUAAUAGUGGCAGAACUCAGGAUGCAAGUCUUGAAGGAUACUGGAUUUACAUGCUCUGCAGGCGUCGCUCACAAUAAGAUGCUGGCGAAACUUGCAAGCCCCAUGAAUAAACCUGCACAACAAACUGUCAUUCCCUUUGCAGCUGUCAAAGGGCUGCUAGCCUCCUUACCUAUAAAGAAAAUGAAACUACUUGGAGGAAAGCUUGGUACCGCCUUACAAUCUGAACUUGGCGUGGAUACUGUUGGAGAUCUAUUGCAGUUUUCGGAAGAUAAGCUACAAGAGCGUUAUGGCAUAAAUACAGGUACGUGGCUAUGGAAUAUUGCAAGAGGAAUCAAUGGUGAUGAAGUUGAGGGCCGUCUUCUUCCCAAGAGCCAUGGUUGUGGGAAAACAUUUCCAGGUCGACAAGCUUUGAAGUCAAUUGCUGCAGUUGAGAGCUGGUUAAACGAUCUUUCUGAAGAGUUAAGUGAGCGCAUUCAGUCCGACUUGGAGCAGAACAAACGGGUUGCUCAAACUCUCACCCUUCAUGCAAGCGCAUACAAGACCAAUGAAUCAGAUUCGCAAAGGAAGUUUUCUUCUAAGUCAUGUCCAUUAAGGUACGGAACCAUGAAGAUUCAAGAAGAUGCCCUGAAAUUAUUCCGCUCUGCAAUCUGUGAGUUUUUGGGCUCAAACAGAAUUGAGACGCAUGAGAAUAAACACAAUGCAUGGGGAGUAUCUGCUCUUUCUCUUUCGGCGAAUAAAAUAUUAGCUACACCAUCUGGAACUUGUUCUAUCUUGAGAUUCUUUCAAAGUGCUGAGCCUUCUAGCACCUCGUCAAAUCAUGUGACUGGUGAAGAAAUCAUUCAAGGAACGGAAAGCUUUCAAGCGUUUGAAGCUGAGCAGAUGACACUCGCACUGGAAGACAGGACAAACUCGUUCGAAAAUUCUGGUUCAGUUCAAGAAAUUCAGAUUAUAGAGAAGCCAAACUCUAAGGGGAAAUGCUCGAUAUCAAGCAUGCUCCGCAGCUGUGAUAGCUCUUCAUCAGAGAAAGAUUGCAAUGAGAUUAUCCAUGACACAAUACCGUUUUCUUCCUCAGCAAGUGAAAGCUAUUUGGAUGUAAAUAAAAAUUCUGAUUCAAAGAGCACAUGCUUAAAAGCAGAGACCGGGAUAAAUUAUGCCAAGCCAAGUGCAGGUCGAGAUGAACAAAAACGGGUAGCUGUGAAUGAGAAGGGAACAUGUUCUAUCUUGAAUUUCUUUCGACCCCUUGGUCAAUCUUGUUCUUCAUCGCAACAACUAGGCAGCAUGUUAGCUCCCUCAGGAGCUGGAAACUGUUCAGAGCAGGAUUGUGUAGCAACAAAAGAAGAAGGGUCUUCUCUGUUUCAAGAAACUACUUGGGCUGAGAGUGCAGGGCCUAGAUUACGUCGAGAUGGACGAAGAAGAGAAACAUGGAACAAUUUCAACAUAGAAGAGAUUGAUCCCUCUGUAAUCGAUGAGUUGCCCCAAGAAAUCCAAGACGAGGUUCGUGGUUGGCUUCGACCGCUUAAACAUUCUAAAGCCAUGAACAGCAAAGUUUCAAAUAUUGCUCGGUACUUUUUACCAGCCAAAGAUACGUAAGAAGUUGAAACUUGAAACACCAGCCGAAGUGGAUUGGGAUCUUCCAGGCCCAGAAAUUUAGUCGAGCAAAAUGCCAAAUGGCCAGAUGGGGUUGUUUGAGCUAACUGCUUCAGUGCUUCUAGAUCCUUGAAAAUUGAAAAUUGGAACCCAUAAUAAAAGUUGUAUAUAACGGGCACAGUAUGGACACAACUUUGUGUGUAACUUAUGAACGAUUUUUUGAGGGCA